AUGGCCAUCAGGGUCUCGCGGUAUAUCGAUGCAGUCAUGCCAUUAUUAAAUCCCAACACUAUCCACUUCAAUAAGCGUUGCAUUGCCGUCGAAGAAAUUGAAUCUGGUCGCCUUUUGUUGCGGUUUUCCGACGGCACUUUUCACGAGACCGAUCUCGUUAUUGGCGCUGACGGCAUCAAGAGCACCAUUCGAACUGCCGUUCUUCCUCCAAAUACUCGUCACCUUGCUUUUUCUGGCUCGUAUGCCUAUCGUGCAUUGAUACCAAUGGAUAUUUUAAUGGCAGAAGGGAUUAAGGCAGACAUAAAGCAUCGACCUUAUUGCUGGGUUGGAAAGAAUAAGCAUAUCAUCACCUUGCCUAUCAAAAAUAAUACUGUGUUGAACAUUGUCGCUCUCUACAAUAUCAGUGGCGGUGAUAUGAUCCCCGAACUUCCUCAGCCAUGGGUUGAGUCAGCAUCCGAACAGGAGGUCAUUGAUCGAUUCUCUGAUUGGGGGAGAGACUCUAGGGCUAUUUUGAAGCAUAUGAAGCAACCUACCAAAUGGUCAAUUCACACAACCUACCCACCUCUAAAGAAUUAUGUCAAGGGUAAAAUUGUUUUGAUCGGUGACGCAGCUCACGCUAUGGUGCCGCACUUGGGUGCUGGAGCCGGACAAGGUUUUGAAGACACCUAUGCUUUAUGCCGGCUUCUCGCUCACCCUACUGUCCACAAGGCCAAUCUUGAGGAUGCCCUGAAAAUCUACAAUGAGAUUAGGCCUCCCCGCGCUAGUAUGGUUUUAGAAAGAAGUAUCAGGAUGGGAAGGAUAUAUGAAAACUACGGUCCAGGUCUUUACGACAUCCCUGAAAUGGUUCAGAAACUUACCGGAAUGUGGGAACCUGUUUGGAAUUUUGACCUUGAAACGCAGAUCUCACGCGCUCUGCAAUACUUUGAUAAAUUGAAGCAGAAGUUGUGA
Molecule: messenger RNA, 948 nt
Organism: Psilocybe cubensis
Lineage: Eukaryota; Fungi; Basidiomycota; Agaricomycetes; Agaricales; Agrocybaceae
Exons: 6
Coding region: 1-948 (315 amino acids)
Biological process (GO): secondary metabolite biosynthetic process
Molecular function (GO): FAD binding
Source: RefSeq, a predicted model, not a curated record